AUGACAAAUGCUGUCAACAACACUCAUAACAUCUCCUCUACACCUAGUCCUCCUUCUGUCACUACUAAUUCUUCUGGACUCAAAAAGAACACUACUACAACAAGAGUUGCUUCUCGGGGUGGCGGCGGUGGAAGUGGCAGAAAUGGUUCGCAAGCGUGCGCCGCGUGCAAAUAUCAACGGAGAAAAUGUGCGUUUGACUGUCCGUUAGCCCCUUAUUUCCCAGCCGAAAAGCAGAAGGAUUUUCUCAACGCCCACAAACUCUUCGGUGUUAGUAACAUAUUAAAGGUACUAAAAAACAUUGCGCCGUUUCAGAAGGAUAACGCGAUGAAAGCGUUAAUAUUUGAGGCUAAUAUACGUGCCGGAGACCCUGUUGGAGGAUGUUAUCGAGUAAUCCUGAAUCUGCAUCGCCAAAUUAAUCUUUAUCAUGCGGAAUUGCAAUUUGUUUAUCGUGAGAUAUUCCGUGCCCAAGCGGCGGCUAUCCAAGAACAGCGAAAUAUCAAUACGACAACUAAUAGUACAGUGAAUUUUGAUCUAUUACCGCUGCAUGACCUUUAUGAAUACAACAGAUCUAAUUCAAUUUAUAUCGGAGAAGGAUCAAGCAGUCAAAAAGGAAAAGAACUCGAAUGUUUCACCAGUGAUGAAGAAUUUGAAACUAAAACAAUUAUGAGAGGUUCUAAUGGCAAACAAUCGUUUGCUGAACAUGAGGAUGUCAAGCCACAUUUUGGAAAUUUUCAUAAUUAUAAAGGCAAGGGAGUAGCAACAGAAUUAAGGGCGGCAAUCGCCGAGCAAGGAUUAGCGAUUGCCCAACUGCAGAGUGGAAAGGGUGAAGCUGGGCCUGAAAAAGCUAAGGGUACAGUGGAAAUCGGAAGGAACGAGCCACGGGCAGUCGAGAAUACGCGUGGGGAACUAGGGGAAUUUGGUAGCAGUGAGCGUGGGGAGCAGGAGAAGAUGGGGGGUGGUGACAACGUGUGGAAGUUCAGUGGAACAGAGGGAUGGAGAACACGAGAAAAUGGAGGUGUCAGAGGAAACGUGGGGAAGGCAUGGGAGAGCAGAGAGGGAGAAGAGAGAUGA
This is a messenger RNA of Lycium barbarum (goji berry), 1071 nucleotides long. Its product is annotated as LOB domain-containing protein 22-like. The record is from RefSeq and is a predicted model, not a curated record. The coding region runs from base 1 to 1071 and encodes 356 amino acids. The transcript has 3 exons. Lineage: Eukaryota; Viridiplantae; Streptophyta; Magnoliopsida; Solanales; Solanaceae.